Molecule: messenger RNA, 22179 nt
Organism: Spirometra erinaceieuropaei
Lineage: Eukaryota; Metazoa; Platyhelminthes; Cestoda; Diphyllobothriidea; Diphyllobothriidae
Source: the annotation of a GenBank genome assembly
AUGUCCCUGGUGAUUUCCCUGAAGGAAUAUAACCCCUUGGAAGGAGCAAGACCCAAUUCCCGGGGCCGAACAUAUUCCGACAGCGGUAUUGUAGGUGAGGUGGAGUGAAAUUAUGCACAGUACGUACAUUAAUUCCAUUCUCUCCCAUUUUUAGUUUUCAAAUACGGACAAAUAUCCUGCGAGCCCCAGUUGCAAACCCCAAAUACCGCCACGAGUAGACGAGAUCUGCAGUGGUGGGACUCUUGGUUCUACAGUGAUGUUUGUGUACUACGUUUACGGGAGGAGAAUUCCAGUUUUACAUUUGGGUGUAAGUCAGGAUUGCUGUCAGUAGUGGGAUUCGUGCACCCUUUUUGCAUUCUUUUACUCAGCAGGUAGGGUUUUUAUGUAGUUUAAGCCCUGAUGGAGUCGCUCGAGAUUCAUAAUUAACCUUAAUCCUACGUAGUUGUCACAGAAAUUAUGAACAACAACUAGUGGUGCUCUCCAAGUGCACUUGGGAUGGCCUUUCUGUUUACUUGCGUUACCGUUUUCAAUCUCCUAAUUUCCGUUGAGUAUUAAUCCGAUGGUGCAGUGUAGUCCGUCUAGGUGUCAGACUGAACAUUUUAGGAUUAGCAGCCUAUUUUGCAUUUACUAGAGACGAUCCUGUUUGAUGGUUGGUGAUAAACAGACCUCGGAUAAUAGCUAAAAACCUCUUAGAAGUCCGACUCUAGAUUGUUUCAUCAGAAACCUGGUGGAGAGGGGCCGUAUUCUGCUACUGUCCAGUAUUUCUUGGAGCAUCUGGUAGAUAAACUCUUCUACUUGAUAUUUCGUUAGUUCUCUUUGCGGUCGACGUGGAAAACCCACUACCAAGUACACUCGUCAUGCCAUACGUUCCAGGGUUGUGGCGCGUCAAGACACUCCAGUAGAGGUGAAUUUAGUAAAAGCUGACGGCGCCAAUGGAGAUACUUCGGAGGAAGUUACAGACUACUGCCCGAUUCCGGUUGAACCCAGUGCGUCAAAAAACCUUCAGUUAAACGAACCUGGGUCUUCUUGUAAAUUUUACAGAGGCCAAGAAACUGUCCGUAUAGGCACAAACCACCUCGCGAGACUUAGCAGCGUUUUCAUCAGUUCAUUUCUCGCCGUCAAUUCUUCAUUUUCCCCUUCCAUUGUAACAGAGGGUAAUUGAAUUGGCUUGUUGUUUUUGUAGGCGGCCGGAUCGUGUGUUUCUCUCAGCAUAACUCAGAGAAAUUAGCGAACCGGCCAAGCAGUCGCUUGUAUGGUUGUCUAGGAGCACACGACUGUGAACUCGUUCAUUAGUAAUAUAGCCGAGAAAGUCUCUUGGGAUUCACUUGCAAAACGCAAGUGCUGAAUGAACUGCCAGAACCCCUAAUCAUAUGCUCCACCGAUGGGAGAGAAUCUUUUCAGUCCCAGAGCCUAUAAACUACUUCUGAAAAGAAUCAGUGUGCCUGUCCUACGCCCUGGAGGUUGGUGUGGUUCUCAUAACACCGAGUUGUCGCAUUGAAAUCCCUUGGGGGUCAAAAAAUCGGACAAUGCAAGUUCCGGCAUCCGCAGCAUAUGAUAAUCGUAAUUCGAUCUGUCCGAGUGAUAUCACAUCUCGAAGCUUAAAUUCUUGCGGACUAGCAUAGGCGACAAAUUGUACCCCUUGGGGGGGAGGGGGGGGGAGAGGAGGCGUGCAGAUGUAAAAUGCAGUUUUGUCAACUUGCUCCUAGAUCUGGAAAACCAAGGCAUCCCAGCCACUUAUAUUGAGUCAGGUCUCUUGAGGUUGUUGUAGAGGAAUCAGACGGUUUCUAAGGCAAUACAGGGCUAAGAGCAGCCAAAAAAUUGGCGCGGAGACUCUGGAAGCAGGAUGUUUCUGUCACUUUCAGGUCCCACAUUUUGAGGUCUUAUCAGAUAGCCAACAGAUAAAAAUCUGAUAGCUAUAAGGGAAGAGGCUGUUCUACAGAGGGACCAGGGUGAGUCAAAAUCGCCAUCAUUAUUAACGUGGUUAUCCGCAUCAGGGAUGGUGGUUGUUGACUGGAGCGUCCAUUGUUGUAGCCAGUGGAAUUACGAUCGUGUAGGCAAGUGCAACAUCUGCGGACCUGACCUGAAUCAAAUUCACGGUGGUCGAGCGAUCGCAGGCUUUAUUCUAUCCGGACGAGAUUGUAGGAUAUACUUCCGGACUUGGUAUGGCACGGGAAAAGGAACUCCUCGUAUUACUGAUGGUCUUGCGCUGAAGCCCAGAAGUGGGACUAGGGUUGGGCCAGGGGUCAUAGCUAGUACAGGGGAAUAGGCGCCCCCUGAAAUCUGGCUCAAGGUUACCCGUAGCACAAGCUGUCCGCAUUCCCAUGUACAACCUCGAACUUUCGAGAGGAUGAAAUCUUUUUAAAAACACACAAGGAGACGUUACUUGGACUGGUGGGGAGGGGGGGACUGGUUCCUUUCACAUAAAUGAACCACCCUUGUGCACGUAGCAGAGAUUUUCACUGCGAGACCUGGCACGCGACGCAGUCAACAUACAGCAGGCGGCGUCUUCUGUGAAGAUAAGAAAGCGCUCGGUGAAUGCCAAGGCUUACUCGCAAACAAAAGGUAUUUUGAUUCCUAUGCAACCUCAAGUAGAACGCGUCACACACACACACACACACACACACACACCCACUAACCCUCCAGCACAAACACCCCAUGGUUAUUUUUUCUUAUUUUCUCCUCGCCUGAAUGCCACCAUAUUGAUCGUCUGAACUAGAUGGAAGUACGUGCAGGCCCCUCAUUCGUUGGUCAACAGAAUACAGUCGACAGGCCCAUGCGAACUGUUUUUUCCUCUGUAAAUCCUGCCUUCAAAAUCUUCUCACGGAGUCAACGAGAACUGGGCUGCCAGCGCUACUGUUUAUUCACUCCGUUGUCAUAGAAGGAGGCUGUAGCCGCGCAUGCGUGAGCUCCUCCCUGUCAGAAAGUAAAAAGGACCAAACCAUGGAAGUUACCUGGCGCGUAGAUCAAUUUACGCACCCUUAGAGGCCGUGGCCAUAUUUCAAAGGAAAGUGCGAGACAACCGGUGCAGGCUCUAAGUGCUGGCAAGUAAUUUUAACCGAAGAUACCGUCGCUAACGGAACGGGCUUUCUAUAAUGGAUAUCGCGUAAAGAGAGGGAUGGAAAUGGGGCCGGGGGGAAUGUGCGAGAGACGAAGAAUGUACGCGGUUCAAGCAGAGCGAAAUUCCAUAGAAGUGAGUUGCCACAUACACGGAAACAGGCUAUUCUAGCGAAUUGAUGAUGUACGAACUUAGGUUAUGAACAAAACGCAAACCCGCCGAGCAUAAUCCCAAGCAUAUUUAUCAGGUCGACAACAAAUAAGUCUUCAAAGGACGACAAGCAGGCCGCCUCUACCAGUCACAUCAGUUCAGCCUCAUGUGGCUUCUAGAAAAGGCUCCCAGUCGAUUUUGUGAAAGCCAUUCCUUCAGGAUUGGAGGUGGUCGGGUUCAGUUGGUCUGCUGAUGUGAUGAGCGGGAGACAGGGGAUUAAUAGUUUUCAUUUCACGCGGAACCGAGGCUGUUGCCAUGUUAGUGAGUGUCUUGGGCAUCCAUGUGUAGGAAAAACCCUGCAACAGGCUCCACUGUUGGUGUGGUGGACCAAACGGUGACGAGAGAGAGAGAGAGAGAACCAUCAAACUCGAUGACGGAAUUGCGGGUCGAAUCUCCAAAGCCGGCUAGAUCUUCGGCUGGCUACAGCACGCCGUUCGCAACCGCCGUGACAUUCUCAUCAGCACAAACUCGAUGAGGUACAGGGCUCUUGUACGGGCGGAGAAGUGAUCUGUGUAUAAAAACCAAACAAGAAGCCUCGACCACUUUUCCCUCACCUGACACUGGAGUGGUAGGAAGGAAUCCGCGGCAAUGAGAUCUUGGAAGAAACAGGUAUCGUUGGCAUCCACACCAUGCUGAGACAGAUACAAAUACGAUGGAGCAGCCAUAUAUCGAGGAUGGAUGACGAAGGACUAUUGGGCUGGCUAUUCUACGGCUACGUCGCUGCAUAUGCUUACAGUCGAGGCGUGACAACGUCCUUUUACCAACACCUUGAGACCUCCUUCAAGUCAAUAGAAGCGAAGAGACGAGUCCCAGGAAGUAGUCUUGAAGAAGGAGACACGAUCACUGGGACAAGAGCUUUAUUAGCCUGACGUUUCGGAUUCCUGCUCGGACCCACCAUCAGAGACAACAGCAGAUACGAGUUCUGCCGUAUCUGCUAUCGUCUCUGAUGGUGGGUUCGAGCAGGAAUCCGAAACGUCAGGUUAAUAAAGCUCUUGUCCCAGCGAUCGUGUCUCCUUCUUCAACCUCCUUUAAGUACCUAACAUCAAUAAAUAUCUCCGGGAUGGCCUCGAUCAAGAUCGGAAGAGGUAACCAACUGCCAGAAUGAUUGGAGCAGUUAUCCACGGCAACAGUUGAAUAGUCACGUCCAAAUUAGAACGAACUCAUAAGACUCGAGUGCGGACUAAUAGUAUUAACACACAACUCCUACGACCACUGGACAUUUUAGUCAGGCAUCGGCCGCAAUGAGCAUCCCCGGACUCAGUGACAUGUGAAAAUAGCUAACUGACCCCUCAUCUCAUGAAUAACCGCCAGUACCAUUAACAUCACCAUCACCGACCCACCAAUGACACCUGAGAAAUCUGUUUCUAGCACCACUUUCUCCCGCACCAGCAUCGUUGACGCCACGACCAUCUCCCAAGACACUGUUCUCUCCUGUCCUUGCUGGCACCGAACAUUUGACUCAACUGCCGGCCUGGUUGGUCACUUAUGAUUUCAUCGUUCAGGAAUCGGCGAACCAGUGCCAGCAGACUCAGGGCACACGUGUCCCACACGUGUCUCCUGUCCACGUUGUUUCAGAACAUUUGGGCCGUCGUGUGAACCUAUUCGGCCAUACGUGCAUCCUAGUAAAACAACACAGUCCAACCUGCUUGCAACACCUCGCUCGACCUGUGCACAUACGCCCCCUAGGUUGCGUAUGAGCCUAAUCCACGACACGCGCAUACACGCCACCUAUCAGUAACACACCGUGUUCUGUGCGCAGUAAAUACACAGUUCAACUUGCCAAUGGCGGCAAAACGUAACAGGCAAGAACUUGCACACCUAAUUCUCUGUAGCGAUACACGUGUUUUGGCGUGGCCUGACGCCUCGAAUUCAUGCUCGAACCCCUCGUCAGAGACAGCGUCAGAUACGAGUAAUUCGUAAAGGAGGGCUUGCAGUGUUUAUAGAAUGCAGUCGCUAUGCUACCGCAAACAUAUGAAAAUUAACGACUCCCCUCCCUUCAUCGAGGGUGAUUGCUAGUCAUUGCAAUCUCAUCACCCAUGUUGGAAGCUGACGUGGUGACUGCUCGGCCAUCUGGCUCAUCGAAACUGCCAUUGCAACCACUGUUUGCCUGUGCGCUCCCUGUGUGGUUAAUUAUUCUGCCCAGACUAAGUCCCAGCGCCUAAUAUGGAAAGCAGAGGUCAUUACACUUGUUCGUAGACUGGGGACCACUUAAACAUGACUCAAGUAGCUCGCGGCUCACGUGUUCACAAGCUAGGGUCCAUGGUCAUAUAAGAAAUCCCCCAACAUCCUAUCGCAUACAGUCUAGCAUUUCUGGCCUUCUCACGGUGAUCAGAUUGUCGUGCUUCUAGUCGGACGCUUGAAGAAGGCUCAUAGAGACCCUUCUUGGUCUAACCCGAGGGGUCAGCCUUCUGCACUCGCGACAAUGCGUUCCACGGUUUCGUUACCUCUGUUUCUUCCUGACUACGCUGCCUAUCCUAGUUAACCCCUAACUGUACCUCCUAUGCGCAGCGGUCGUUGGAUCAGUUUCACUCAUCUUAUUACUUAAGGCGGAUAUUUCUUCACGUUCAAUCUCAUUUUGUACUUGUGUAUUCCGUCCUCCCAGGAAGGGUUAUUGGAGACGCAAGAACUAAAAAACUCUUGUUAAAAUGACAUCCCCCCCCAAAAAAAACAAAACCAUAAGCCUUCCACUAUGCAACAGCAACGCUCCAACCUAUUGGUUUGUCACUUAACUGUCAUUUCUUCAAUUUGUCCAAUGCUUUCUUGGAAAAGGUGGGAUUAGUUGCGAGAUAAUAACAACCUUGUCUACUUUUUCAUGGGGUCGUUGUCAAAAGAGAACUGCACGUUUAGUGUGUCAUUCUGGGUCCGUUUUUUACCCUGGGUAGACGAGGUCGAGUCGAACGUAGCACUCUCUCCCAAUGGUGCUAAGACAUGGUGGGUUGCUUUGCAUGAAGAUGAUGAAAUUGCCAUAUUAGGGGACACAGGUAGCCUGCGUAACUAGAGGAGCAGGUGACACAUGUGGUUUAACUAUUCGUAACGAUGGAACUGAUUACCACACGAUGGUGAGCAAGAUUUUACUGGCAAAGCUUUCUCAACAGAGCUCGUUGUUAUGAUACAAGAAGACUUGGUCUCAUAAAACAAGCCCCAAGGGCAUCAACAUGUGGCGUAUCAUCAAGAAGAACAAUACCACGUGCUUUCAUCGAGUUGGACGGAAAUCUUUUCCACAGACGUAGGGGCCUUCAGUGCGCUGCAUUUGGAAUGCGUCGCGCGGGUCUGAAGACCAUGACUAAAGAUGCACAUAUGAGCUCUUAAAUAAGACUCAACAAGUCGCAACGAAAUUGGCGCUGGAAAUAAAUCCUGCUAUGUAUCUACAAUAGCUUUCCGUGUCAGGUUUGGUUCCUUGUUGUUAUAGGCAGGACAGUGACGAUCGCAUGUUAACUCUCCAGAUGUUAAACAGUUUAGAUUAUAACAGUGAUCAUGAGAAGCCUUUUCUAGUUAGCGUUAGACCUGAGUCUUCGAAGGCACGGAUGGAAGCUGGAGAGAGUUGGGAUUUGGACCAAUCGCCCUCCCGGAGUUACUCUUACAGAAAGUAACGAAAAAUGGAACCCUUUUCUAGCUGCUAUGCGAAGGCCGGGACGUGAAGUAUCAACAACCAUUUCAACAUUUCUCGUUUUUGAAAAUGGGCAGACGAAGUCAUUAUAGAAAACGUCAGGCCUCAAAUAAACCUCCCCCGCGAACGCCUCUCCGCGUACGGGGUGACAACCUUAACAACAGUCGGCGAAAUGAGUCCCAACGCAUUCGGUACACCCCUACAUCGAUUAAAUGUUGUGCUGUGGACCUCUGCGGACACGUGGACGGUUGCUAUGGGAAUAGCUAUUGGACCUGCUCGUCAAAACUACAAAAUUAACCGCCGACGCUGUGAAAUUUCAACUUUGUGCUGACCCAUGUGUGAUGUUCAGUACUAUGGCUAAUGUAUCGACUCCGACAUGGCACAGCUCCAAUUCAGGUUUUAGCCGUCGUAAUUACUGCCUGGGAUUCCACCAUGAGUGUUUCACCCCGAUGAGUUGGAUGGUAGUGAAGAUGCGAUUUCCAGGUGGCAUAUCUGAAGAAGAAGAGGCGUUCACUGGGAGAGGUUUAGUGGAGGUCUGACGUUUCGAGUGGUUAUUUGGCCUACCCAUCUUCUGAGCCUUGGAAGCACUCAUUACAUGGCGCACUUUGUUUGAUGUGGAGCCCGCCAAUGCCGCCUGCGUGGCUGCAUCCGGCCCGCAUUUCGCUGUGGCACGAGCUCCUGAAGCCUGAGUUCGUCAGAUCUUAUCUGGUUUUACGAACCUUGAUGGAGUACAGUCAUGGUGCGCAACAGUUGUGACUGUAAAUUAUCUCCGCGGUCGACAGAGGGGGGGGGUGACUCAGGUUACGGUGAUAUGCGGGUCAGAUGCAGCCUCACAAACGUAUUGGCGGGCUACGCACCAAAAAGGUGUGCAGAUGGCUUUCUAGUCUCUGAAAAUGGUUAGGCGAAAUAAAUACUAAUACUAGCGUACUAAUAAUUAUAAAUAUUUGAGUACAGAAUGAUGUGCUUCCUUCAUAAAUGACUCCAAGAAACAGUCUUAAUUGACAGAAUUGAAUUACCGACAAAGACAAGGGAGACUGUCGGUAAUUCCAUUCUGCCUAUAUAUCAUGCGCCGCUGUGCGGCUGCUGCUCGAGAGAGAGCCCUUAAGGCACAACGGAACGAGUGAGUUCCGAAUGAACGAUCGGUGAGCGCCCCCUACCACAGUCUUAAUUGAGCUAGUCUGUAAAUGUUAUUACGUAGGUGGGUCGAGUUUUGCUAGUAGUCGCACAAAUCAUUGGUAAGUACGUGCCGAACAAAACUUUAUACUUUAUACGCACGAUUAAUUUUGGGUUUCGAUUUACUGCAAGAGAGAACGUUAAGAAUUCCUGAUUUUAGGAAUCGAAAUCAUAAGAAUUAUUCGAUCAAAACUUAGAUUUUGCCAGAUUCAAAGGAUAAAGGACAUUUGGGACGAACUGCUUAUUUAAAAAAGCACACAAAAGCCUGAAUCAACACAAAUGGAAAUAGAAUAGUGAAAAAGAAGUAUCUCAGACAGGAUGCCCGAGUUGAAUUUUGCUGGUCAAAUAAACAACAACAUAGACAGUCUGGUGGGCUACCCCUAGAUGCUGGAAAGAGACACGCAGCACAGAAAGCAUCUCUAUUUUGAAAAGCUACGUACCACGACUGAUACCACAAAAGCUAAAUCAUAAGCAACAAAGUAUGCGAAGGCUUGAGUUAACUCAACCUAUAUUGACCCGUAACUUACGUAGCUCACGUAUCUGCACUUAUAGGAACAUCGAUGAACUUUGCUACAGCGAUUCUGAACGCAAUCUGAAAAUCAUGCACCUCUUUCAGCACAAAGUUUGUCUCGCAGUUAAAUUGGUGGUUUUAGAAACUGCAGAGCCGGUGAACUCUGUUAGAUUGACCAAAUAUUACAGUUAGUGACCGAUCUCAUGAAAUGUUAGUUGAAAUUCCGAAAUGCGUGUUCGAUUAGGAAGGAACACCUAAGUGGGAUUGUAAUAUCGAUUAUCUUGCGGCAUAAUGCCGCAAUACUUCAGACACGUCAGCAUGUUGGCUUUGACUGCAGUUCUUACCGGCCGCUUGCGAAAUCCGCACACGACGAAAAAUAGUCAUUAAAUUAGUAUGUUUUUUCUAUUAAUUUUCAGUGCCCUUGUAAAUUCAAGCAUGUCCCACAGAAAGCAUAAACAAAAUAUUCUUUUUUGUACGCAGUUGGUAGCAAAUUACGCCUUCGUCUAAUUUUAUACAUCAAGAUAGAGUAAAGGUUUGUUUUAAAAAAAGUUUCCAACCGGAAGAUUUCUUAAAUUCAUGCACUGUCCGUUCGUAACGUAUUGAUCCAUUUAUGAAUGCUGCUGUUGAAGUAUACAACACAGUCCAUGUUUAUUGCAAAAUUUAAUGAGCUGUAUGUGGCAUCUUCUCAAUGGGAUAGAGAAGUAUGUGAUUUUGUCCACACGGAGUACACACAACACGUAGACUGAAACCCUAAGUGUAGGUGUAAUGGCAAGUCGAGUCCAAAACUAUUCGGGGACAAAAACUUUUGAAAAUCGGAAGCUAUCCCAUCCUCAUACAACAGAUUUGCAGAAGACGUAAUUUUCUUCUAAAUGCCUACAAGAAAGCGUAUUUUGCUGUAUGUUUUCCAAAAAAUAGAUGUGAAUUUAUAAAGACGUCGAAAAUCACCAGAAAAGUGCUUACUACAUAAGUGGUGUUUUUUAUCGAUUGCGGUUUUUGCAGGCGGCUGAAAAGAGGUACAGUCAAAAGUCGGCGGUCUGAACGGCUGAAAUAUCGUGAGACUAUGCCGCACGCUAAUUAAUUGCAACUCAACUUAAGUGACCCUAUUCGAAAACGCCCUUUAAGAAUUCCGAUAAACGUUUCAUGAAAUCCACCACUGUAUAUUAAUGACUCCGAAUAUUAAUGGCAAUACUGGAAUAUUGCAAUUUUCUCUUUCUCACGUUUGCUCGUACUAUGGCAUUGCAAUUUUCAGCAGGGUUCUUAGUUCUUUUAACUUUGGGUAAGGUCGUUUUUAAUCGAAUGCGGCUAAAUCACAGAGUAACCAUUGUAGCGUUUUCACCGAAGGGCGUUCUUUUUCGCAGCGGAGAUCGUCUCUUCGCGUCAAGCAGACCUCAACAGUGCAAUCAUCAGAUCUUACUAGCUUAGCUUGCCAACCGAACAGAGCAUAAAAAAAGCGGUGACUGUGUCAACACACUUCAGCGAGCUGCAAAACGUAUCAAAACAAUCGUUCUUCUUUCUUCCCGAAUUCUCAGUCUACGACAGGGUUAGCACAUUAAGUGCGUAGUCAAGAUCAGAAGUAUACCAUACUUAUCGCGAACGCUGAUGUUUACGCGAACGGCAAUGAAGAAUCUGCGUGCUUUUUCCUUACCAAUAAAGGAUAACCUGGCGUUCAGUACGUCAUCUGCAAGAUAGCACAAUAGGCGUAGGUGUUUCAGUGAGUGCGAAAUUCAAACCUUCCAAAAUACACAACCGAUUUAUAGUUUAAUAUCGAAUGACCUAAAGGAGUCCGCCGCCAUUCGCUUAGAACUGGAGACGGUUUCGUAGGGUUGGAAACUACCAUGCUGUCAGCUACGCUGCGAGCAUGCCAGUUACUGCGCCGGUUAUCUUGUAGCGAAACCGGAUCACCUCUGACUUUUAAUCUAAGCACACGGUGCACGUUGCACAAGCAUCACGUAAACUGCAGACUUUCUCCUUACAAGUAAUCUGACGGUGACAGAUGGCUAGUUUGUUCGCUUAGUGGACGCAAACCUGUGACUGAAGUCUGUUGGAGAAAUUCAUCAGGUGUUCUAGAAGGAGUAGACGUAAAAAUAACUCCCGGAGGACAUUAAAUCUGAACUCAUUUGAUUUUAUGUUCUCCGGUAGUUUUAAGUUUUUAUGUUACGUUCAAAAUUAACGCAAAAUACGAAUGCGAGAUGCGGAGAGUAUGUUUUCACUCGGGUCCCGCCAGUUCAGCUCGAUAUUUUCAGGUUUAUAUUAGCAUUGUAAAGACUAAGCGCAAAAGAAAUUAAGUCUCGAUCGGAGUCAGAACGUUAUUGAUAGGACCUACCUCUAACUGCCCUAACAAACUGCGUGCGUCGGAAAUUAUAUUGCUCCGACAAAUUCCACGUUUUAUUUCAAUUCUACUUUCAAGUGAAUGCAAACUCUUCAGGAAACCGAGAUGUUUUAGUCCCGGAAUAUUACCAAGGGCUUUGGCUGUCAAUUUUUGUCAAAAACUUCGUCGACUAGGACAAUGUUUGUGCAUAUCGAAACUCGUAAAACAAUGAGAACAAAGUGUCGUUACGUUUUAAGUUGGAACGAUUGUCUAGGCCGGUGUGAAAAGCCAAGUAACAGGAAGCUUGAUGCUAAGUCAUUUGUGAUGUCGACCCAGCUAGCAAAUGCCCCUGUCCUAAGUGCUUGGCUAAACUGUGAAUGACGGGACCACGGCUCAGUCCAACCGGUCGUUCGUUUUCUAUUGCCGGCACAACUGAUUAAUAGUAUUACAAGUUUUUAAAGUAAAGAUAGCAUGGGUGUACGUUCCAUAAGUGGAUCAUUCUAUAGUAAUAACCAUGCAAGUAAACUACUUUCCGUAAACUACUUUCCGGCCGUGGCCCUUCUCGUUCGAUCCUGUCUACUUCUGCCCACACCGUGCGGGCAGUAUUUGUGAUUUUGUCCGGCGACCCAUUCUUCCGAAAACACAUGAGAGGAAGUAGUUUUGAAGAAGGAGACACGAUCGCUGGGAGAAGAGCUUUAUUAGCCGGACGUUUCGGAGGCCUGCUCGAACCCAUCAUCAGAGACGAAAGCAGACACGUGUGGUUCAUGCACAAGGGGCUGCAGUAUUUAUAGGAUGCAGUCGCCAUGCUAACGCAUACCUAUGAAUGUCCACGGCUUCCCCCUUCAUCAGGGAUCGUUGCACGUGGUGUGAUGACUGUUUGGUGGUCGACAUUUGCGUCGUUAAUUGCUGCAAACUCAUCACGUGCGUUGGAUGUUUGUGUGAUGAUUGCUCGACCAUCUGAAAAACCGGAAGACAGCUCCGAACGCGAAUGGCCGAGCACGCUGCAGUGGUGCGGAGAAAUAGUGCCAGCUCUCGAGUUGCCGCUCAUUCGACGAGAUCCAGCCACACAUUCAAAUUCGACGAGGCCGAAACUCUCCCAAGAGGUGACAACCGUGUGAGCCGCGAGCUGCUUGAGUCAUGGUUUACUGGCAUCCAGUCCAUUAACAAGUGCAAUGAUCUUCCCCUUCCAUACUCGGUGCUUAGACUUCGCCUAGACGGAGAAAUUAACCACGCGGGGAGCGCACAGGUAAACACUUCCUAACACCAGGGUCGGUGCGUCAGAUGGUCGAGCAAUCAUCACACCAGCAUCCAACGCACGUGAUGAGAUUGCAGUAAUUAACGACGUAAAUGCCGGCCAUCAAACAGUCAUCACACCACGUGCAACGAUCCCCGAUGAAGGGGGACGCCGUGAACAUUCAUAGGUAUGCGGUAGCAUGAUGACUGCAUCCUAUAAAUACUGCAGCCCCUUGUGCAUUAACCAUCCGUAUCUGCUAUUGUCUCUGAUGAUUGAUUCGAGCAGGCGCCCGAAACGUCAGGCUAAUAAAGCUCUUCUCCCAGCGAUCGUGUCUCUUUAUUCAAGACUGCUUUCUGGGACUCGUCUCUUUGCUUCUAUUAGGAAGUAUUUUACUUGCAUGAUUGUUUCUACGGAGUGGUUUACGCAAAGCACGUACUCAGGCUAUCUGUGCUUCAAACGCUUGCUGUAUUAUCGGCCAUUUGAACCUCGAAGAAGUCCAGUCCAGUGAACGCACGUUUUCGAUUAUUCCGAUUAUCCUCGGGUCCAUACGGUAAUGUGCAUUACGGUAAAACAACAAAAGCUAAAAAAAACAGACAAAGCGUAUUAGUCGGGGGAGAGAGGGUUUAGGGCGUUCAGGCAUGUCAGACGACAGGGGUGAUUAUAGUCCGGUUCUGUCAGGGACAUGGGUAGGGGGAAGGGGAAGAGAGUAGUGGGAGUCUGAUAGUGGGUUGAGCUCAUGUUUCGUUGCUGUACGGAGACGCGACAGGAUUUGGCAACAGACAUGAUGGACCAACUUCGGCCAGGGGGACUUGAGAACUUAUACAAGCGCCUUCCAUGAAACCAAGGUGGGGUUGGCUAACCGCACGACUGUAGCAGGCAUUUUUCUCAAUACUUUUUGAUGCCCUUAAACAUUCAAUUAUAUUUCAUGGAAAAUAUGCAUAAAAAUAUUCAACCUUCUGCUCAUUCGGUAGAAACUUACGUCUUCUUACAAUUUUAUACCCAAAGGAAGGAUAUAAUUCGGUUUUCAAAAACUUUUCCAAUUACCGAAUAAUUUUGUACCCGACCUGCCGUUACACUUGUAUUCACGGUUUCCAAACCACAAGCUGUAUGUUUUCCGCGUACGGAAAACCAUAUAUUUCGCCACGGUAUUAAGAGGAGCCCGUAUGGGGUUCGCAAAAUUUUGCAAUUGAUUUGAGCCAUAUUGUCAACUUUACAAGCAUCAUUGGUAAGUGCAAAGACGACGUUUUAUUAACGGCCGUUCCACGGUAUUAAAAAAUCUCACAAUUAGAAACUUUUUUAAAACCGAAUUAUACCCUUCCUUCGAGUAUAAAAUUGGAAGAAGGCGUAAUUGUCUGCCGAAUGGGCAGAAGAAUGAAUAGUUUUGCGCUUGUUUUCCAUGAAAUAUAAUUGAAUGUUUAAGGACAUCAAAAAUCAUUGAGAAAAAUGCAUGCUAAUUAAGUAGCCAUUUUUUUACAGAGUAUGCUUUUUACCUGCAGCCGGAAGGAAGUUCGGUCGUAACCCGGCAUCCUGAGGUAACUGAAUCAUUAUAGAAUUAUGUUGCGGGCUGGCUACUCUUACAACCGUACUUAAUGCAUUUUUUCGAAAUGAAGACGUAUUUUGGGAUUUCGGUUGACUUUUCAUGAAUUGGUCCAUCUACUGUAUGGCGCUGCACAUCCGUUUGGAUAGGUGCAUAGUCGUUCCAACAAUAUAGCCUGCCCCACAGGACUAAGUGAAUGCCGGAUGCACAUUAAAGAAGUCUGAAAAAGCAGCCCUUUUACCUUCAAGACGAAGAGGUGGGGUGCUUGAGGUAAUUAGUUUUAUCUUGACGACUUUAUACGUGCGUACGAUAGCGGAGUUUGGGCGACGUCGAAGAACUUCGUUAGUCGGGUCCCUCGAAAUACCGAUGUUAGAAAUAACUCUUUCUUAGCCAUCUGCACGUGCCUUUUUGAAAAACGUUCUUCCGUAUAUCUUGUGAUAAAAUUAUUGGGGAGACCAUUCGCUCACAGAGUAUGCCGUAUGAGGGCGAGUUCGUUCUCCUACGUAUCUGGAAUGCAUUUUCUCCUAGCACGGUUGGUUAAGCAGGGCUGAGCUUCAUUUCUUACUUUGAGGGACAAUGCUGUUGAAAUCUGUUUAAUGCCCUGUCCGUGUUUUUUUGCUAAAUAAACUUCUACGAAUUGCUCCAUCAGAUUUUCUACUAAGCAGUACGUCCAGAAAAAGGAGACACUCUCCCUUCUCUCUUUGCAAAGUGAAGGUUAGCGCUGGGGAGCCUGGUUCACCCUAUCCAAGAGAAUGCCCACAUCAGGCUGUUACAAAACUGUUAUCAACAUACGGGGCACAGGAAUCAAGGUCCCGUAUGACAGAAUAAAGCUGGUUCUUCUCUAGUUUUCUGAUGAAUGCAUCCGUUGGCAGUGGUCCAAGGGGUGAUCCAAUCACUACUUCGCCGAUCCGAUGGUAAAAUUGACCGUCAAAUCCAAACUGAACAUUCAACUUGCAGCGAAAGAGCAGUUCAUUUAGGACUACGGCCAGAAUACCAAUUUGGAAUUCCUGCCUAACAUUCUCGUCACACAGAUAUCCCAAAGUUUCCGUCAGAAAAAUAUUAGUGAAAAAGACGAGGCAUCUAUAUGAAUAUGACAUCGUUUACCCUAUGAGAUUUGCACUUGUUGUGGAAUCGAUGGAUUCAAACGUUCCGUAGGCUGCGUGGUGUUAUUUUGCAUUGACUAGGCUUAGGCAACUCCGCCAGUCCCUUCGCGAUUCUGCGAUAGAGCAAAUGAUUAAAGUUCAAUAUUAGCUGCAAAAGAAGGUCGGGUUUGUGAAUCUUUAAUAAAACAUCGGCCUUGGGCCGGUAGACAGUCUCCUCUGGAUUAUGCAGACCUAAUUUAUGACCCACAUUCAAGAUGUUGAAGACAUCUAUGUGUCAGCUACAUUGUGGGGAGUACUAGAAGUAUUAUCGAGGAUGAUAUCACGUGUGCGGGACCCAAAGAAAACUCCCCUUUGUCGGUGCGGACGAAAAAACGUUAAGUGAUGCGUUAUUUCGUUGGCGAACAAGGCCGCAUAUGUACAAGUAGAUAUACAGUAAAUGUGCUAUCUCAUGAAAUGUUAACCGAAAUUAUGAAAUGAGUUUUCGACUCAAAAAGGCUACUUAAGUAGGGCUCUAGUAUUAACUCCCGUGGAGCAAAGUCCCAUGAUAGUUUAAUUACUUCAGGAUGUCGGCCUUUGAAUGAACUUAUUGCUGGCCGCCUGUACACACUGCACUGUAAAAAAUGACUACUUAAGUAGCAUGAGUUUUUUCAUCAUUUCGAUGUCCUUAAACUAUUCAUGUUUUCGCUCAUUUGGUAGAAAAUUGCGUCUUCUUCAAAUUUUGUACUCGAGGGAAGGGCAUAAUUCAGCUUAAAAAAAAUUUUACAAUUUCUAAAUAAUCUUGAACCCAACCUGCCCUUACAUCUGCAUUCGGGGCUUUAAAACAACAAACUAUGUGUCUUCUGCGUACGGAAAAUCACAUAUAUCUCUGCGGUAUUCAUAUGAGACCAUAUGAUAUUAAUAAAAUUUGCAGUGGUUUGAGCCAUAUUGCAAAGUUUACAAGUCGUUAACGGUCUUAAAAAAUAAUAACUUUGUUCUCUUUGGAAUACACUUUAGGCAGUUAUUUUCAUUUCUUGGAACAAUAAAAUACCUCAACUAUGCGCUGAUCUUCAUAUCUUAUCAAAAGUACUUUUCGAAUCGUAACACUGGGAUGCACGUUUCUUAAAUCUAGAAUCAUCGAUUAUCGUGAUAAUUCUGCACGUGCAGAUGCUAGUGCAUACAUGACAAUCGCUGACAACGACUUUCGUUGGAAUUAUACGCACUAACGUCACAGUGACAUUCAUCGGCAGCUGAAGUGCACGAACCUGUCGGAGGGCAAAACUUUGGUAACUGAAAUCAGACUUGAAUAUCUCGAAGGUAUACUACGUGCAAUUAAGUCGAAUCUUGUAAUGAACCACGGCAAAAUCCAGCAAAAUGAAAAACUGUGUCCGCGCAUAAUGGAAACCGCGAUGCACAAAGUUGGUGCUCUGAAAGUUAGACGAAACUCACAUGAGGGCGAAGUGGUCGCUCAGAACAGUCCGCCUGGUCAUGCAAAUAAAGCAUCUCAAACAUACAUAUAUCCUGAAAGAUGUACGGUCUGGAAGAAGUGGCAAUUACAUCAGCGCAGUUACUUCUCUGAGCUCUAGAGAGAUGAAAAUUCGUUAUUCUACUUAUACUACGCGCGGCUUUGCGGCUGCUGGCGGGGCUUGAGAGAGAGAGAGCCCCAAGGCACAGCAGGAUGAGUGAGUUCCGUAGCGCGAUCGGCGAGCGCCCCGCUACCAUUGUAUAUAUCCGAUCGCAACCGUCAGAACAACCAGGCCGUGGCUCAGUGGUUAGGACGCUUGACCUCCAACAACAGGUCGAGGGAUCAAGCUCUAGGGGUUGCACACCUCGGGGUUGGAUAUGGCUAGCCGAUGGGGACCAGCAAGCCAGAAGCGGCCCUUCCAGUCGCCCUUGUCUUUGCCGGUAAUGCUAUUCUGCCUAUAUUAAGAUCCGCUGUGCGCCUUUCGCGGGCUCGAGAGAGAGAGAGUCCCAAAGUAUGCACAAUAUGAAUCCAGCAGACAAAGUGGCGAGUGAACGUUGCCUUCGAUAACUUCUCGUCAGGCCAGUACAUUUAAAUGGGACGAGGUACACUGAGUGAAAGGAUCGAUAAAAGUUAGUUUUCGAAAUACAGGCUAGGCAAGAGUGGAAGGGCGCAGAACGACCCACAAAACCCACCACAGUGAUCGCCGAAAAUAAAACGUUGUUCCUUAAAGUCCCUUUCCAAGGAGACGCUGCGAAUAAACUCCUAAAAGGGCGCCUUGACGAAGCUGUCUCGGGAACCUUCCCAGCAGUGAGGGUUCGCAUAUCAUUCUCUACUAACCGUAUUUUACGCGGAGAAGGGAGGGAUAGGCUGCCACCUCAGACAGCCUCAAGGUGCAUCUACUCAUGCACUUGCUUCUGUGGAGCAGGUUAUAUUGGUCGUACGAGUCGGCGCUUUUCCUAAAGAAUACGAGAGCCUCUUCCCGCAUGGCUGGCAAAUGGUGAAACUAAGAGAAUAAACAGCGCCAUGUUUGCGCAUGCAUUAGAUUCAGGGCAUCGUGUGGACCCCGCUGAAGCAUUUUGCGUGAUUUAUAAGGUCCCAUCGAGCUACCCUAAGCUACUGAGACAGUGCCUGUUUAGAACAGCAGUGGCGACUGCCAUCAGGUUACGAAAACCGACCCUAUUUGCCAGAAGAACCCCGUUCAGGCUCCGCGUUUACGGUGUUCAAUGGUUAACUAACCACAUACAACUUUCUGCACCCUCCCGCUCUUGCCUAGCCUGUAAUUUAAUGCCUAAUUUUUAUCGAUUUUUUCAUUCACUGUGCCCCGUCCCGUAUAACUGUACUGGGCUGACUAGAAAUUAUCGAAAGCAACGUUCGCUCGCCACUUUGUCUUCUGAAUAUAGCCAUGGGGAUUUUCACAAUAUGAAUUCCUUCACAUUCAGUGCUAGCCAGGUUAUGUCCUUAAGGACACGCAGUUGGGUCUUAUUGCCCCACUCCAAAAUCGCAGAUUGGGAGCUAAUAAAAAAAGACCAUUAAUUUCGCCAAAGUACCACGGCGUAGAAAAUGCCACACAGUGUCCCAUGACUUCUUUGAAACUGCAGCCGGAACAGGCUAUGUAAAACAGGUCACAACUAACCGGCGCCCUCAAUGCAGAGGAAAUCGCCAAAGAUAGACUCAGUACUAAUAAAAGUCAAGUAGGCAUAUUUUGUUGUCGCUGAUUACUUGCCGAAAUCCCUAGGUAUAUUGUAAGCCAUAUUCGAAAAUCACCCGUAUUGUACUGAUACUGUGGGCAGUCUUUACCAACCCUCACACAGCUAUUAGUUAAGGAUAUUUAAAGGGAAGAAACUAGAGAGUUUCGCUUAUCAAAGCAGUGAAUUUUUAGUAAUUCAACUUAAGCAUUAUUUGCGUUUCGUAAAAAAUCCAGGUGCUUAUCCAACAGCUAGUGUACAACAUAUCCACAUCACUGUUUUCAUCAGCGACUGUGAUCUUCACAUUCGAAGCCUGCCCCUCUGAGGCUGAGAAUCCGAUUUCCGACCAGUUCCCGCGUAACAAAAAUAUACUACUGGUUAUUUCUAUGUUUUUGCCUUAUUCCCUCAAAUUGAUUUGGCAGUUUUGUCAUCUUUCAAAUAAAUCCAAUGUGGGUGGAAAAACUUGUCAAAUCUGUGUACGAAGAAUAUCAUGAUGCUAGUCCGCAUGGACCGGAAGGAUCUCAUGAUUACUGACUCCGUGAGUGAAUUCCAUAUUGUUAAUGGUUGCAGGGAAAUUUCCGGACGUCUUGCAAAAGCGUCGUUAGUGGAUGGAAUUAACAUAUGAUCGCAUUUAUUCCCAGCAUACUCUCUGGUUUCCCAGAGGGAUCACCGGUUUCGCUGUUUGCCAACAUCGUCUCCGUCCAAAGACACGGCAAAUAUCAUCAGUUAACUUACUGAUAUCGCCGCCAUAUACGCCAUAUUUCAUACAUUAGGUGGCAUAUCUCGUGAAAUAUUGCCCAACAUUUUGAAAUGUUUCAUAUUUUUUUUGGGAAGUUUUGCUUUAUCAAGGUUGCAGCGUCUGUUGUAGGUAAUUUAGACUACUUAAGUGGUAUACAUAUUUUAUGUACAUGUCAAGGUCAUAAAUUCAGAAAUUACUAGGGGUAGAGCAUGGAGUUAAGUAUCCAGGACACGACGGUUCGAGAUCGGACGCGAAAUGUCAAUGAACAUUUGAGUCGAAGACAGUCGACUGGUGUGCAGUAAUCACGUUAUGCCAAUUUCUACUAAAACGAAGCACUGCCAGUAGCAUAAUUUUAUAUGACAGAUGGUUCUAUCCUACUCCAAGAGAUGGCGCCAAAAUCGCAUAAAGAACACUAGGGGAAUCACGAGGGGCCGAACUCCUCGUGGCUGUGUCCAACACUAGCAUAAAUAUCGGCGAAACACGCGUGUGGGCUUUUAGUUAGCAUCUGUGUCAGAUGUACGGCAGAAGCAUAUAUCGCAUGUAUAUAUAUAUACAUAUAUAUUUACUCAGGAUUAGGCGCACACCGAUCUAUUGGCUUCCGAAGCAGACAAGCUCCGUAUGGGUGGCAAAGGUCACGAACAGGCAACCUCUGUAGUUGUGCAUGCCUUCAAAUAUAUAAAUAUAUAAAUAAAUACUUAUAAAGUCUAUUUUCCCCCAAAACAUCCCACACAUUUCAAAUUACAUUUUCUAGGAUGCCUGUUUUCUAAUAGUAUAUACAGUAGAUGUGCUAACUCGUGAAAUGUCAACCAAAAUUUCGAAAUGCGUUCUCGUUUCGAAAAGAUAAAUUAAGUAAUGUUGUAAAACUAAUCAUGAUGCAGCAUAAAUCUAUAAUGAUCCAGUUACCUCAGGGUGUCGGCUUUCGAAAGAACUUAUUUUCGGCUGCAUGCAAGAUCUAUAAUCUGCAAAAAAUGACUACUUAAGUAGUAUGCAAUUUUCUCAUUGAUUUUCAAUGCCCUUGAAAAUUCAAUUAUAUUUCAUGGAAAACAUGCAUAAAAAUAUUCAUUCUUUUACUUAUUCGGUAGAAAAUCACGUCUUCUUCCAAUUUAAUACUCAAAAGAAGAGUAUAAUUCGGUUUUAAAAAGUUUCUAAUUGUGAGAUUUUUUAAUACCGUUAAAUGGCCGUUCAUGAAACGUCAUGUAUCUGCAUUUACGAAUGUGGCUUGUAAAGUUAACAAUAUUGCUCAAAUCCACUGCUUAAUUUUAUGAUCCUCAUAUAGUCUCCUCUUAACACCGUAGAGAAAUGCAUGGUUUUCCGUACACGGAAAAUAUACAGCUUGUAGUUUUGAAACCCUGACUGCAAGUGUAACAGCAGGUCGGGUUCAAAAUUAUUCAGGAAUUAGAAUAGUAAUCGGUGUGCACCUUACCCGCUACCGUUAUAUAUAUAUACAUGUCAAGCAGGCGUGUGACCCUCACUGUUGUGGUAAGGAUCUCACACGAUCCCAUUCUGUCCGCCCGCCAGCUUGCUACUGGCGACAACGAACGCUUUGUCAUAGGACACAUACCACAUAUAAUACAUAAUACACAUAUACACAUACAUAUAUACAUAAUACACAUAUAAUACAUACAUAAGUACUCUGUUUGUGAAUGACAGGAUGGUUACUCUCAAAGUGUAGGAUGACCUCUGAAUACGCCUCUUUGCGAUAAGCUGAUAUGUGAAGUUAUCCACCGGUUUUUCGACGUACAAGAACAUCGAGGAAUGGGAGUUGUCCAUCAACCUCUGUUUCGAAAGUAAACUCGAUUCCUGGAAAUACAGAGUUGACAUUGGUAUGGAGCAGAUCUAACCGAUGUUAUCUAAAUAUCGCAGCCAGAGUUUUGGGUUAACCAUGGGAAGAGCUAUGGUUUCUAAUUCCUGCAUUACGGCUUCUGUCAGAAAACCGUAUAUGGGUGAACCCAUGGAAGCACCUCUUAAUUGCCGGUAGCAUUGUUUGGGGAGGAAGAAUAUGUCUCCAGGCAGAGAUCAAGGAGUUGAAGUAAUGCCUCUGGAGACACCUCAGGAGUGUAUGUUUGAAGUUCUUCGGUGCAGCUCUUCGUUAAAUCUAUCGGAAUCGAAGUGAGGAGCGAGACCACAUCAAAUGACACCAUUAUCUCGUCACAUAUAAUGUUGACACCGUUUACUUUAUCUAGAAACUCUAUUGAAUCCCGAAUAAAGUUCUCGGAGUUCUUCGUAAGUGGAUGUAUUUAGCGAAAUAGCCACUUCGAGAUCUUAUUUCAGUUUAUUUGAUAAGGAUAAUGGGCAAAGCCUUUGAAAACCCUAUUGAUUAUAUGUCAGUUCGUUGGAAAUAACUGUACACGAACAAUAAAAAUAUUCGCUUUUAAAACAGUACUUGGUUCAUUUGAGUAGCAUUGUGUCAGAGAAAAUAGUUGGGAGGUCGUGGGGUAUUAGUUCAGAUUCAGACUGUCGAGGGAAAACAGGGGACACAAAUAAUUAUCCAAGCGUUUCUUGGAAAGUUGCAGAGACGUAGCCUCCUCGACUGACUGAGGGAGAUCGUUCCAUUUCUGCACUACCCUCUGCGUGAAAACUUCAAAGCGAAGAUUCCGCCUGGACAUUGUUGUCCGUAACUUCAUCGAGUGACCACGAAGAGAGGGCGAAAAGUGCCACUGAAACAUGUCCUCAAAAUGAAGUCCAUGCUCAAGGCCAUGUAUUAUCUUGUAGACAAGGAUAGGAUCACCUCUUUUCUACCUGUAACACAGAGGGAAUAAAUUAAGGCAAUUCAGCCUGUCUGUGUAGGAUUGGCUUUUUAGACCGUUUACCAGCUUUGUUGCACGACGUUGUACUCCUUCGAGGCAUGCUUGGCCCUUUACUAGCCAUGGCCGCCACGCUUGUACUCCGUACUCUAGGUGGGGCCGGAAAAAGGUGUCGUAAACUUUCCCAAAAUGUUUUGGUCAGAGGUUACGAACGCCCUUUUGGUUGCAUGCAGCACUCCCAUGGCGUUUUUUGCAGCCUUGUGGCACUGCAGUGCUGGUUUCAGGUUGUUCUGUAUCCAGACUCCGAGAUCCUUCUGUGAAGAUUCUGCGGGAGUCUUAUAUCUUUCAGGUGGCAUGUCCCCAGGCUCUCAUUUGAAUGAGAGUUGGUUGGACGCAAAUGAAGGACGGCACACUUCUCCACGUUGAAAUCUAGAAGCCAUUUCUUCGACCACGCUUGCAAUCGGUGCAGGUUAUCUUGAAGGGAUCUCUGAUCAUUCGGACCCUUAAUGACUUGGCAGAGCUUAACGUCGUCUGCAAACAUUAUUUUGCCGCAGUCGAGUUCCUGAAGGCUGGCAUUAACAUAUAGGGUGAAGAGCAAUGGUCCCAGAACUGAGCCUUGAGGCACACCACUGGUCACGUUCGCCCAUUCUGGCAUGUCAUCCCCGAUACAGACACGUUGUUUUCGACCAAUCAGAAACGCCCUAAUCCAGAUCAGAAGAUCUCCGCGGAUGCCGAUGGCGCUCAAUUUGUGAAGAAGGCGUUGGUGCGGGACAGUGUCAAAAACUUUUCGGAAAUCGAUGUACACGACGUCGACCUCAAAACCCUCUUCUAG